This is a messenger RNA of Zophobas morio, 1113 nucleotides long. RefSeq names its product nucleoside diphosphate kinase homolog 5-like. The transcript has 4 exons. Gene Ontology annotation, biological process: cilium movement; negative regulation of oxidative stress-induced intrinsic apoptotic signaling pathway. The record is from RefSeq and is a predicted model, not a curated record. NCBI's taxonomy places the organism in Eukaryota, Metazoa, Arthropoda, Insecta, Coleoptera, Tenebrionidae. Gene Ontology annotation, cellular component: cilium. The coding region runs from base 39 to 902 and encodes 287 amino acids.
UAUUUGACUUUGACAUCCAUUAAAAGACUAUUGAAAAAAUGGAUAAUCGUCAAAAAUUAAGCACUAUAGGGAGUCCCACCACAACUGAUACGAGUUCAAGAGUCCCUCCUAUUGAUCAAAGUGUAACAACCGAUGACCAAUGGCCAGGAGACACAAUUCAUUACUUGUCGCCUGCAACAACAGCAAGAACACUAUGCGAAGGGGACUUCGACUAUGGCCAUUUUGCGCCAAUUUUAGGAUUUGCCUUACCUACAAUAUCUAGCCCGUCAACAAUUUCCUGCGAAGAAGAAAAGUAUCAAAGAACUAUAGCUAUCAUUAAACCAGAAGCAAUGAUUUAUAAAGAUGUUGUGCUAAAGACAGUUCUUGAUAACGGGUUUACCGUGGUUGCCCAAAGAACGCUACAUUUAACACCUGAACAAGUCGCAGAAAUUUACGCUCAACAUUAUGGAUGUCCUUCAUUUCCGAACAUGGUGGUUUCGGUGAGCAUGGGACCUCUUUUAGUCUUAUCUAUGGCUAGAUUAAACGCGGUGGAAAAAUGGAAGUCGUUGGUGGGUCCUUACAAGACACUUCAAGCUGAGUGGUUUUUGCCACUUAAUGUAAAAAAACGAUUCGGCAUGCACAUAGAUAUUCCAGACGCUCUACAUGCUUCGGAAAAUCUUAAAGAUGCAAACAGGGAGACCAGAUACUUUUAUCCAAACAGUAUCUUGGAACCGAUAAUACAAGAUCAGUUUAAAGUAGAAGACUAUUGCAAUUUGUAUGUAAAUCCGACGCUGCUGAACGCUUUAACCACCCUAGUACGAAGAAAGCCUGUAGAUCCUAUAAUAUUCUUAGCAGAGUGGCUUCUAAUGAACAACCCAUUUCAACCAACUGUACCCUAUACAUAUGCAAUGGCUCCCACAUAAUAAAUACUCGUUCAAAAAUCAUGAUUUAUUGUUAAACUAAAUACAGAAAUUAUCAGUACAAUUAAUUCGUAUCACAGUUUUCCUUUCACAUUAUGGCGAUCAGAAACCAAUUUAGCGUAAGUAAAAAAUCUACAAUCCAACUGUGACUACCAACUCUCAACUUAAGUGUUCACGUUGUUUAAAACAUUUAAGUUCAAUUUUAUUAACAAAU